Messenger RNA from Parnassius apollo (apollo), 597 nucleotides. Lineage: Eukaryota; Metazoa; Arthropoda; Insecta; Lepidoptera; Papilionidae. The record is from the annotation of a GenBank genome assembly.
AUGUUUCGCUUUUUGGUGUUAGCUUUCAUCGCUGUCGCAUCCGCCGAAGUUAUUUACGAUGGACCCUGCCCUGAAGUGAAGCCUAUAGAAAAGUUUGACUUCCCAGCAUACCAAGGAACUUGGUACGAAAUCGCCCGCUUCCCUCAUGCUACUGAAGAAGGUACAAAAGGCAAGUGCAGUACCGCUGAAUACUUUGUUGACGGAGACAAGACCAAGGUGAAGAACUCCCAUGUGAUUGACGGCGUCAAGUCAUACAUCGAAGGUGACCUCACUCUUGUUGAGCCUGGAAAGUUGAUGUUGACUUACACUUUUGGAGGUGUGUCUAAGAACUCCUACAUGACUGUUGUGGACUCCGACUACAAGAACUACAGCAUCGUAUACAGCUGCAAAUUUUUCAAGGACACCAAUAAACAUCAAGUUUUUGCUUGGAUAUUGUCUAGGAAGACAACUCUUGAGGGUGCGGCCAAAGAAAGCGUUGAAAACUACUUGAAGGACUCCAAGAUUAUAGAGAAAUCCAAAUUCGUAGAUAACGACUAUUCUGAGGAGGCUUGCAAGGCUACCGUUACCAAAGCCAUCACUGAAUUUUUGAAGCCUUAA